AUGCUUGGUCCAGCUCCUCGCCGCGGCGGGACAAGGCGGAUGCUGCUCCUCACCCUCGCAGCCCUCCUCUCAACUCUCCUCCUCCUCCCCGCACUAUCCGCAGCAGCAGAUCCAGGCGUAACAAUAACGCGCUUCGCCCACCUCCCCUCCAAGAUCGCCUACUUUGACGAUAGCCCCGUUGCGCUCUACCACGAUGCCACCGCGGGCAUCGUCUACCGUUCCGAGGACGAGGGCAAAUCGUGGUCGCCCAUCUCGACCUCCUCUGGUAAAGCAGCCAUGCUUGUCCCACAUCCAUACGACAAAAAGCAAGCCUUCAUCCUCUCCCGCGAGACCACGCACUGGCGUUCGAUAGACCGCGGCAAGACGUGGCAGGAGUUCCUCACCCCCGAACCGCCCGCCACGCGCGCCGGCCCACCGAUGGAGUUCCAUGCCGACGAAAAGCACUGGGACCACAUCAUCUUUACGGGCAAGAAAUGCUCCCUCUGGACUCCCUGGGGAGGGCGCAUCUGCCACGACGAGACGUACUAUACGACAAAUGCGUUUGCGACGAAUCCGGCGAAGCUGUUGGAGUUCGUGAUGCACUGCAACUGGGCCAAGUCGAGCAAGGAGAUGGAGACCAAGCCCGAGGCGAUGCAGCGCAUCUUUUGCAUCGCAUGGGAGGAUGGGCAGGAGCAGAGAAGGGCUGCGGGUGGCCAUGGAGGCGCGACACGGCUGUUUCAGUCGGACGACUUUUUCAAGACGCGCAAGAUGGUUGAGUUGGACAUGGGGAGAAAUGCGAAGCAGUUUGCUGGGUUGGGUCCGAGCAAAAGGUUCUUGGUGACGGCGUUGAGGGAUUCGCAGGGCAGCUCGACCAACGCCGGGACCGAGAUGGCGCUGUUCGUGACGCGAGACGGGGACAAGUGGGAGAAGGCCAAGUUCCCGCAUGGGAGCGAGCUCAGGGAGAACGCGUAUACCGUGGUGGACAGCACCUCGCAUAGCAUCAUGGUCGACGUGGUGGAUUCGGUCUACGACAACACAGGCGUGCUGUUCACGAGCGAUAGCACGGGCACGCAAUUCGUCGAGUCGCUGCGUGGCACCCGCCGAACACCGCAGGGGCUCGUCGACUUCGAGCACUUGGUCCAGAUCGACGGCGUGGGCAUCGCCAAUGUCAUGUCGGAAGGCGAAGGCGAUGUGCGUUCGGUCAUCACCUUCGAUGACGGCAGCACGUGGCACACGUUGACCCCACCGGCGACGGAUGACCAGGGCAAAAGCAUCUGCGACCCCGCCGACACGAAAAACUGCGCCCUCCAUCUGUGGUCCGUUUCCGGCAAGACCAAUGUCGGCAAGCUCUUCUCGUCCAUCGCGCCCGGAUUUGUCAUGGGCGUGGGCACCGUGGGCAAAGGGCUCAAGGACUACGACGAGUGCGACACGUUCCUCAGCACCGACGCCGGGCGGACGUGGAAGAUGGUCAGCCGCGAUGCGCACAAGUACGAGUUCGGUGACCAGGGCGAUGUGCUCGUCAUGGUGGAUGACGAGGAUGUGACGGACCACGUCUCGUACUCGACCGACUUUGGCAAGAGCUGGAAGAAGCUAAACCUGGGCGUCAAGAUGAGGGCCAAGGUGCUGACGACGAUUCCGGAUAGCACGUCGUUGAAGUUCCUGCUGGUUGGCAGUCAGUCGCGAGGUGAGGCAAGCGGGAAAGAGCGCAACGUGGCGAUCUUUUUGGACUUCGCAGAGAUGAAGAAGAAGAAGUGCGGGGAAGGGGAUAUGGAGAAGUGGUACGUGCAGGCGAAGGAGGAGGGAAGCUGUUUGAUGGGCCACAAGCAGUGGUACAAGCGCCGAAAGCCGGAUGCGGACUGUUUCAUCAUGGACAAGUUCAACGAUCCCGUCGGCAAAGAGGACCCGUGUCCUUGCACCGAUGCCGACUACGAAUGUGACUUCGGCUUCACCCGGGACACGAAGGGCAACUGCGUGGCGACGGGCAACGAGCAUAUCCCUGCAGGCGCCUGCACUAAGCCAGAUGACACCUACUUGGGAUCGUCCGGAUUCCGCAAGGUGCCUGGCAACACGUGCGACCCCGCGAAAGGCGUCCGCAAGGACGAAAAGACGCGCAAGUCGUGCAGCGGCAAGAACGCGCCCGAGGUCGGACAGGUGCUGCACAAGUCGAUCACCUUCCCCUCGAUGGUCGUCGACAAGGUGUACUUCCCCGAGUCAUCAAGCGUCCUUCUCCAGCUUGCGGACGGCACGGUCUUCCACUCUCUAAACGAUGGCUACUCGUGGAAACAGCUGGCUGUGGACGGCGAACCGACGAAUGCUGACGACAGGUUCCUCACCAUGGCGCUGCACGCCUACGAUGGGAAACGUGGAUACCUGGUCACUGCCGGUCAGCGAGUCUACUAUACAACUGACCAAGGUGCCAACUGGAACUGGUUCACUGCGCCGCUCCCCGCCAACGGACUCGGCAUCGGCGUCCUCGACUUCCACCCUGACAAGUCCGACUAUCUCAUCUGGACGGGCAGUCGCGACUGCACCUUUUCCACCGGCAAGGACUGCCAUGCCGAAGCGUGGUUUUCGGACACCAACGGCGCCAAAUGGGAGAAGAUCGACUCGUACGUGCGCACCUGCUCGUGGGCGCGCGACAAGAAGCUCAAGAUGGAUGCGCGCACCAUCUUCUGCGAGAGCUACCAGGACAAGCGGGGCAACCAGCGCGACUUUACCGCUGCCAACAAACUCCAGCUGAUCCGCGGAGACGAUUUCUACCACAAACGCACACGCAUCUUCGAUGCAAUCGUCGGAUUCGCCGUCUUCGAGCAGUAUCUGAUCGUGGCCGAGUACAUUGCAACGACUUCGAGUCCCACCCUCAAGCUGCAGGUGUCGCUGAAUGGGCGCGACUUUGCCGAGAUCCACUUCCCGCCUGGCAUGGAGCUCGGCACCAAGGCGUAUACGGUGCUGGACUCGGUGACGGACGCCAUAUUCUUGCACUUCACCACGCACGGCGAUGCGGGAUCCGAGUGGGGUACGCUGCUGAAGAGCAACUCGAACGGCACCUUCUACGCACAGUCGCUCGACUUUGUCAACCGCAACGAGAAGGGAUUCGUCGACUUUGAAAAGAUGCUUGGCUUGGACGGCGUAGCCAUUGUCAACGUCGUCAGCAAUCCCGACGAUGCCUCGGUUUCGCGGCACAAGGACCUUGUCACUCGCAUCACGCACAACGACGGAGGCCGGUGGAAGUCGAUCGUCCCUCCCAGCAGGGACGUGUACGGCCAGCCGUACGAAUGCAACCAUGUAGGAUGUGACUUGCACCUGCACGGAUUCACCGAGCGCGACGAUCCUAGGGAUACGUACAGCAGCCCGUCUGCGGUCGGCCUGAUGAUGGGCGUGGGCAAUGUUGGACGCAAACUGGCCCCGUAUCGCGAGUCGGAUACAUUCUUGACGCGCGAUGGCGGCUUCACGUGGGAAGAGGUGCAUAAGGAUGCGCACAAAUGGGAAUUCGGCGAUCAGGGCUCCAUCAUUGUGCUGGUCAAUGACGAGCAGGCGACGGAUACGGUGCUCUACUCGCUCAACGAAGGCAUGACCUGGGAGUCGUACUCAUUUGGCGACAAGAUGCGCAUCUCGCAGAUCCUCACCGUGCCCGAGGAUACGCAUCGACGCUUUAUCCUGCUCGGCACGCCCAGCGGGGCGGCCACCAAGUCGGUCGCCAUCUAUCUGGACUUCUCCGGACUCGAAUCGCGCAAGUGCGUGCUCAACGUGGCGCGACCCGAAGUGGACGAUUUCGAGCUGUGGUCGCCGAGCGAGGAGCGCGCCGAGCAGUGUCUCUUUGGUCGACAAACGUCGUACUACCGUCGCAAACGCCGAGCCGACUGCUACGUGGGCGAGAAGAUUGUCCAGCCGCACUCCGUGAGCCGCAACUGUUCCUGCACCGAGGCGGACUUCGAGUGCGAAUUCAACCACUACCGCGAUGCCAGCGGCAAGUGCGUUUUGUACCCGGGCGUGUCGCCUCUGUCGACGGACGAGGCGAGUCAGUGCUGGGCGGCGGAGAGCGACGGAUACUGGUACGAGAGGACCAACGUGCGCAAGAUUCCCUACUCGUCCUGCACAGGCGGCACCCGACCGGAUCGCGGCACACAGCACGUGUGUAGCAACAGCCUCAAGAGUCACGGCUUCUUCUGGUGGGCGACGGUGAUCCUCUGCCCCUUCGGUUUGGCUGGACUGGUGGGCUACUGGUGGGCCAAGAAGCAGUCGAGUGGCGGCGGACUCGGCACGGGUCGCAUCCGUCUGCCCGACAACAGCAACAGGCUGUACGGACCGGACUCGGAGCUGGCACAGAAUCUGGCGUCGGUGCCAAGGUUUGUGCUGGGCGUGGCGAGUGCAGCAUUCGCCCGCUUGCGCGAGGUCGCGUCCGAAAGGAUACCCUUCCUGAGCAACAGGGUGAACCGGUCACGCGGCGCCUACGGAGGAUAUAGACACCUGUCGACGGAUGAAGACGCUGCCAUGCUACCGGAUUUCGAGGAGGACGAACUGGAUCGCUGA
Molecule: messenger RNA, 4509 nt
Organism: Kalmanozyma brasiliensis GHG001
Lineage: Eukaryota; Fungi; Basidiomycota; Ustilaginomycetes; Ustilaginales
Product: VPS10
Exons: 1
Coding region: 1-4509 (1502 amino acids)
Biological process (GO): Golgi to endosome transport; Golgi to vacuole transport; protein targeting to vacuole
Cellular component (GO): membrane; Golgi apparatus
Molecular function (GO): protein binding
Source: RefSeq, a predicted model, not a curated record